AUGGCGGCGUUGGAGGCGACCGUUGAGGCACCGAUCAACAUUGCUUUCAUUAAGUACUGGGGAAAACGUGAGGGCGGAGAAGAGCUUAUCCUUCCUGUGAACGAUUCCUUUAGCAUCACCCUCGCCACGCAGCCGCUUCGCAGCAAAACGUCGGUGGCGCUUCGCGAUGAUUUGGACAGGGACACGCUCAUCCUUAACGGCAAGCAAUCCGAUAUACAAAGCAACCCGCGAGUGCAAUCGGUGUUGGCGCAUGUGCGAAAUUCGUGCCCCGAGGAACUCAAAAGCAAGCGGGUUUAUAUUGUCUCUGAGAACAACUUCCCCACCGCCGCCGGAAUGGCGUCUUCUGCGAGUGGGUACUGCGCUCUUGCGGCGGCGCUGGUGCGGGUUUUCAAAUCCACAGCAAAUGUGUCGAUGCUUGCUCGGCUGGGGUCGGGCAGUGCCUGCAGAAGCGCCUUGGGCGGGUUUGUGGUGUGGCAUAAGGGGGUGAAGCCGGACGGAAGCGAUUCGGUGGCCACCCAAUUCGUGGACGAGAACCACUGGCCUGAAAUGCAGGUCUUGUGCGCUGUUCUUCAAGGGGAAAAGAAAGACACAUCCAGCACGGCAGGCAUGCAGCAAUCGCUGCGGACUUCCCCGUUGAUGCCGGAACGCAUCACCACCACGGUGCCCGAGCGCAUGCGUGUUGUCUCGGAGGCUAUAAAAGCGAAGGAUUUUUCCACAUUUGCCGAAAUUGCGAUGCGAGAAUCAGAUGACCUGCAGGAAAUCUGCGCCACAACGCUGCCUCGGAUACAGUACGCCACGGAGGACAGCUAUGCGAUGAUACGGCUUGUUAGGGCCUACAACGCCAAAAGGGGCAGCCCCAAUUUGGCGUACACAUUCGACGCCGGGGCGAAUUGCUUUUUGUUUGUCCUUAAACGAAAUCUUCCCGAGGCGGUGGCGGUGUUGAUGCAGCACUUUCCGACUCCAUAUGAGCGCUUCUGCUUCAACGACGCGGCGCUGCUUCGAGAGGCCCAGGGCGCGGUGGCGCCAAGCGACUGCAGGGAUCUUAUCGAUUAUCCCAAAAAGCCGCUCGUUAUGUUGCUGCAGUCGCCCGUUGGCGCCGGCGUGCGCUACCUCGCGGGGGCGGAGCGCCCCCUCCACGAGUAG
Messenger RNA from Trypanosoma rangeli, 1143 nucleotides. Its product is annotated as diphosphomevalonate decarboxylase. Gene Ontology annotation, biological process: isoprenoid biosynthetic process; isopentenyl diphosphate biosynthetic process, mevalonate pathway. The record is from RefSeq and is a predicted model, not a curated record. NCBI's taxonomy places the organism in Eukaryota, Euglenozoa, Kinetoplastea, Trypanosomatida, Trypanosomatidae. The coding region runs from base 1 to 1143 and encodes 380 amino acids. Gene Ontology annotation, cellular component: cytosol. Gene Ontology annotation, molecular function: diphosphomevalonate decarboxylase activity; ATP binding. The transcript has a single exon.